Molecule: messenger RNA, 1239 nt
Organism: Tigriopus californicus
Lineage: Eukaryota; Metazoa; Arthropoda; Copepoda; Harpacticoida; Harpacticidae
Exons: 3
Coding region: 1-813 (270 amino acids)
Molecular function (GO): protein binding
Source: RefSeq, a predicted model, not a curated record
AUGCUUGGAUUCCACACCUUGCCAAACGAGCUCAAGGAGGUCAUUUUUUUGUUGCUACCUUUAGACGAUCUCAUGGAAUGUCGAUGUGUCUGUCAGCUUUGGUUGAAAAUUAUCGAUUGUGAUGUGUUUUGGAUCAAGAAGUUUUCGCAAAAAAAUCUGGAUUUUGCCACCUCCGUGCAGAACUUGCCAAUAUGUUUCUAUCGUGAUAUCUACGACUCCCAGGCCUCGUUUAAAAACAAUCUGGUCCGAAAUGGCGAUUGCUCUAUGAAGCUCUUCUCUCAGAGUCCAAACAAGUUUCCCUAUUGGCUUCAUGUCGGGAAUUUUCAUUCGACUUGGAGUAAGAAGCUAUUAGGGACUACAUCCAUCCUGUUGCCGAAGCAACUAGAGGGAACACGCGCUUGUUUUUCGGCUGAACUCACGCAUGGACCCAAUGAAAUGCACCAGAAGAUCAGCCUGAAAGAACUCGGCAUUCCAAUGCGGUUGAUCUAUGCCCUGAAACCGAUGGUUCGAUUCUCCGCCUGGUUCUACAUUUUUAGCGGAAGGACGAGCUCUGUGUUGACAAUGUUGAAGCUUUUAGACUCGAAUGAUCGCAUCUUGGCCACCCAAAGAAAGCAAGUGCCCGAGGAUGAGACCGACCGAGGCGGGUACUGGACCAAAGUGGUCAUGGUUUUCGAGCCACGAACCACGGCGUCCCUUGAUAAGAUCUUGGUGAUGUUUUUGGGCGACCAUAUUCUCAUUGCCAAUGUUCAUCUGCACCUGAUAAUGGAUUCGGAUGACCUCCAGCGAGAGGAGGAAGAGGAAGAGGCCGACUAAGCGUGGCUGGCCAUGACAUUGAAGAAGUGAUAAAUCUCGUCCUUAUCGUACAUGGCCACCUCUGUCGAGCAAUGAUCGCACUUGACCGGAUGAAAUUCGUCAGAUGAUGAGUCUGCGGCUUCCAGUUCUGGCAAAGCCUUGGUCUUUUUCUUGGAUCCAGUCUUGGCCCUGGGGUAUUUGAGUUUCUGCGUCAGAUCCACCGAACAAUUGGUGACAAAUAUUGCUCUGUACUGCGUUUCAUAGAGAGCGUGCCGCUGACAAUCUAAGCAGAGUACAUUGAAGCAAGCCGGACAAUUGAGCACAGCAUCGCUGUUCGGCAGGGGCGUGGCUUUAGACGAUUGAGAUGGGCCCAAUAGUCUGCAAAGAAAUUAAUAUCAUUAAUAUCAUCGUUAUGCAAUAAAGGCGACCUUUCGCUCGUUUGGACUA